GUUAAUAUCUUUUAAGUGGAAGGGUUAGUUGGCCUCCAUUCUUAGUCACUUUGUGUUCUUUUCAAGUAUUAUGAGGAAUUUGACCCAAGGAGUGACUAAAAAGUUCUAGGAGGACAAUGAAAAUCCAUAGUUGUCUAUGAAGGCACCCAAGUCAUGGAGGUGGCUGAUGAAGACAUAAAAUUUCUUAGUUGACCCGGUAUAACUGCAGAGAGUACUUGGAGUUAAGAUGAAACAACUUCCAUUCAUGGGAGUUGUCUGUACAGUGAUGUUGUUUAUUAUAUACAGGACAACAAUUUUUCAGUAUCAACAAGCAGAGAUGGAUCAAAAACUGGAUUCUUUUUAUACAUUGAAGGACUCAGGUGUGGGUACCAUGGAGAAAUUGCCUCGUGGUAUAAUUGAAGCAGGAUCAGACCUGGAGUUAAAGCCUCUAUGGACAAGCAGCAGUGCCAAUUCAAAGGACCGUGCUCAGCGCUCUGCAAAUUUGCUAGCAAUGCCUGUUGGAAUCAAGCAGAAGAAAAAUGUUGAUACUGUUGUGCGAAAGUUUCUUUCAGAAAACUUCACAAUUGUGUUGUUUCACUAUGAUGGAAACUUGGAUGGAUGGUGGGACUUGCGUUGGAGCAAGCAAGCUACACAUAUAGUUGCUCUCAACCAAACAAAAUGGUGGUUUGCCAAACGUUUUUUACAUCCAGCUAUUGUGUCCAUCUAUGAUUACAUAUUCCUGUGGGAUGAAGAUUUGGGGGUGAAGAAUUUUCACCCUGGAAGGUAUCUGGACAUUGUAAAAUCAGAAGGACUUGAAAUAUCUCAGCCAGCUUUGGACCCAAAUUCUACUGGCAUACAUCAUCGGAUCACUAUAAGAAACCGAAUGAGUACAUUUCAUAGAAGGGUCUAUGACGCCAGAGGUAGUAUUAAGUGCUCAGAUGAUAGUGAAGGGCCUCCAUGCAGUGGCUUUGUAGAAGGCAUGGCUCCUGUGUUUUCGAGAUCAGCAUGGCAUUGUGCCUGGCACUUGAUUCAGAAUGAUCUUGUUCAUGGAUGGGGAAUGGACAUUAAACUUGGCUAUUGUGCACAGGGGGAUCGCACAAAAAAGAUAGGAGUUGUUGACAGUGAAUAUGUAGUUCAUCAGAGCAUACAAACAUUGGGUGGUGCAUCUGCUAGAAAGGCUGUGAAUUCUGAAGUGACUACAAAGAAGCAUGGUGUUGAUGUUAGAUUAGAGAUACGGAAGCAAUCUUCGAUGGAGCUUCAAAAAUUCAAGGAACGAUGGGACCGAGCUGUUAGGGAAGACAGAAACUGGGUUGACCCGUUUUCCUCAAUCCAAAGACGCAGAUAUUGGGGCUAUUACAGACGUGCCAAAGUUUAAAUAGCCUAAAAUUGAUAUCUGCAAUUUUAGUAAGUUAGCGGAUCAAACCUAUAAUGUUUACUUUUUGGUUCCUUUUCUUUUAUCCAGUCAAGAUUGGGUCUAUACCUGCAGCUGAUCAUAUGAAAAUGGAAAGAAAUAUUGAUGAAAGUGAAAAAAAAAGUGAUUUGCAAUUUAA
Messenger RNA from Salvia splendens (bonfire salvia), 1529 nucleotides. RefSeq lists its product as uncharacterized. The transcript has 16 exons. The record is from RefSeq and is a predicted model, not a curated record. NCBI's taxonomy places the organism in Eukaryota, Viridiplantae, Streptophyta, Magnoliopsida, Lamiales, Lamiaceae. The coding region runs from base 227 to 1354 and encodes 375 amino acids.